Closterium sp. Naga37s-1 is the source of this 777-nucleotide messenger RNA. The record is from the annotation of a GenBank genome assembly. NCBI's taxonomy places the organism in Eukaryota, Viridiplantae, Streptophyta, Zygnematophyceae, Desmidiales, Closteriaceae.
AUGUUGGGCGACGGUGGGACCCACAGCAGCGGCUGUAGCGCUGUGGGCACUGUAGCACCUGCAGCUGUAGCACCUGCCACUGUAGCAGAUGAUAACAGAGCUGCCACUGUAGCGGGUGGACUUAUAGACGACGAUGACGGUGCUUCUAUUGAGACAUUUUGCUGCUUGAAAGAAGCUGUUACCGGCACUGCUGCUGCCGCCGCCACUGCUGUUUCUGGUGGUGGUGGUGCCGCCGCCGCCGCUGCUGCUGCUGCUGCUGCUGCUGCUGGUGGCACUGCCGCCGCCACUGAGCUUGGCGAGGUGGGGAUCAGAGGGUUGGGUCUAUCAAGCACGAGGAAGGAAGGGUGUGCAUGUGCUGCGACACACGUGCUGGCAACUAUAGUAGCUGUUCUGCUACGCGCCUUUCUCCCAACCAAGGAGGCGUGUUGGGGCUCUGUGACUGGCCCAUUCACCACCACUCCUCCCAGUGGGUUGGGUGUGUCGAGCACGAGGAAGGAAGCAAGUGCUGUGACACACGUGCUGGCUGGCAGGGAUGAUACAUGGUACGGUGGGAGGGAGUUACACACCUUCCUCCCAACCAAGGAGGCGUGUUGGGGCUCUGUGACUGGCCCAUUCACCACCACUCCUCCCAGUGGGUUGGGUGUGUCGAGCACGAGGAAGGAAGCAAGUGCUGUGACACACGUGCUGGCUGGCAGGGAUGAUACAUGUGGGUUGGGUCUAUCAAGCACGAGGAAGCGAGUGAUAGAAGGGGAGAGGGCAGCUGCCACGAGGCAGUAG